Molecule: messenger RNA, 2211 nt
Organism: Debaryomyces hansenii CBS767
Lineage: Eukaryota; Fungi; Ascomycota; Pichiomycetes; Serinales; Debaryomycetaceae
Exons: 1
Coding region: 1-2211 (736 amino acids)
Source: RefSeq, a predicted model, not a curated record
AUGCCAAUUUCGUUUCUUUCGCCGAAGCGAAUCUUUAGUAAGAAUAAGAAGGAUCCAGAAUCCGAUUCGUUAUCAACUCCGUUGAACCCGCCGGCUCCAGUCGCAAAGGACGCUAAAUUUAGCAAGGAUGGACAAUUACCGCUUCCAAAGUUGAAAACACAGAACUUGUCGUCGUCGACUGUUACGCUGUCGUACGACAGUACGCCUGGGUCACCGACAAACGGAAAGUACCAGGAUUAUGGGAAAUUAUCUCCUUUAAGACCACCGAAAUUUGAAAAUGGAUCCGGAGCGUCUACACCGGGAAGAAGAGUGCUCAGUGAUAAAGUAAAGUCGACACCAUCAUCGUUGGUUCGUCAGCUGAGAGAGUUUUCGAACUCAAUGUCGAUAAACGACAUGUAUUCGAGUCCGUCGUUAUCUUCGUACAGAAGUAAAGGGUCUGUGCUCAGCCAUAACAGAACCAUCACCGAAAAUUUACCGCCUGAAUUGUCUCCCGUAGUCAAUUUAAUCCAUUCACAGAGAUUGAGAACUUAUGCUGUGGGCAACUUCAGAAUUCCAGGGAUGAUUGGAAACGAGAAGAUUUGGUUAGAGGUCGAGGCAAAGUUGACAGGGAACGAAUUGGCCAUUUGGAGACCUUCGGAUGAAGAUUUUACGGUUGAGAGUGGCCACGAUGAAUUUAAACCUAAGUAUAUCAACCUCAUUGACUCCCAUAUAAGUCUCAAUCCAAAAGAGCUUGAGUUAAAUAUCAUACAAGAUUUCAACGAGAACUAUACGAUGGUAAAACUUGAAUCAAACGACGAGCUCAGGAAAUGGGUUGCAGCAAUUAACUUAUCAAAAUUCGAAUAUACUUCGUUGAACGAAGCGUUCACGGCCGUUAUGUUGUCCCUCAAAGGACCCAAAUUAUCUGAUGUUCAUAUCUUGUUGUCACAAAAGAAGAGAUUCCCCAGAUUUGAGUGGUGUAACCUUAGAUUACCUCAAAUAUCGUCUAAAUGGGUUAAAUUAUAUGUAGCUAUAAUUCCUUCUGAUUCUAAGAGAAAAGGAUGCAUAGAGAUUUAUUCUAAUGAAAAGGUUUCUAAGAAAAAUUUGGUUGCAUACAUUCCUAAUCUUUCCAGUAUUUUCAACGUUUACCCUGAGCAUGUCAAUAUGAUUGAUUUUAAUUCAAUCAUGAAAUUGGACGGGGAAGUGCACAUCAGCAAAAAUUUCGAACACUUGUUUGUUCACAAUGAACCGCCUUCGCCAUCUGGCGCAGAAUCGUCUCAUUCUUUGUCCUCAUUGUCUCACUCAAUCACAGGAGGUCAUUCCAAGAAUCAGUCUGUUAGCUCAACAAACUCAUUUUUUAAUAACGCAUCUUCUCCAAAAGUGCAAGAUACUGGAGUCAAGUCCCCAAAGACGUCCACAACUUCAUUUUUCAAAAAACACAUGGACUCAUUUGUGGCGACAAAUUAUUUGUACAUUAUGCCAAUUCCACAUCCUGGGGUUUCUGCCAUUGAAAUUAUGAUCCGUAACUUCAUACACAUUAUUGACUCGUUCAAGUUGUAUGGUAGACCUCAACAAUUGAAUUCAGAUAAGACUAACGAGGAGUCUUUACUUUUCGGUAUACCAUCAUUACCCCUGUAUCAAUAUUUAUCCGUUGAGAAUGCUAUUGCAGUCAUCGGCAGUAACAUAGGAAAUUCGUCAUCCACUAACUGGGAUGAAUUCUUCUGGAGACGUGCUUUUAAGAACCAUAUUGCGAAAUUAGGCCCAAAAUAUAAGGGAGAUGGUAAUAUUUACGACUUAUACAACUCAUUAGAACUUGAUGCUAACGAGAUCUAUAAUUAUGCCGUCGAUUCUCCAAGGAUCCAAUUCCCAUCUUCUAGUGGAAUGAGAUCACAAUCCAAUUCAAUUUCAAACCUGGAGAUCAGGAACCUGGAUUUCGACAACUUCAGCGAACCUCCUGAGAGUCCUAUCGUCAAUAACUACAAUCAAACCCCCGAAUAUGCACAAACCUACAAUCAAAACUACAACGAAAACUACAACGAAAACUACAGCGACAAUUACAGCGACUAUAACCAAACUUAUGGUCAGAAUGGUGCUUUAGGUGAGCCUAUCGAAUUCAGUUCUCCAAAUGCUUCGGCUCCUGCGUACGACAGAACUUUAGAUCCCAUUAUAGAUUUACCUACUCCACGGGACGAAAUUCACCCAUUCAAAAAUCUUGCCCCUGCCACCAAUCAAUAG